Molecule: messenger RNA, 960 nt
Organism: Fusarium fujikuroi IMI 58289
Lineage: Eukaryota; Fungi; Ascomycota; Sordariomycetes; Hypocreales; Nectriaceae
Product: related to 3-hydroxybutyryl-CoA dehydrogenase
Exons: 1
Coding region: 1-960 (319 amino acids)
Source: RefSeq, a predicted model, not a curated record
AUGACUAGCUCCACCUUUCUUAUCGCACUCGAUGUCGGGCUUAGCAACCCUGUGGCUGGGAAGUCUUUCGGAGACAUCAUAUCCCAGGGAGAGGUUCUCGGCAUCUCACUGGAUGGCAAGCAAGUCUCCACCAUUCUGAGCGACAGCCAUUUUCUCUCCUUACCCGAUGGUGUCAUAUACCAUCCAGCCAACCAACGACUCUACAUGACCAACAUGGGAGUCCCUCCUCUGAACGAUGGAAGUGUCAUUUCGACUCGUUUGGAUGGUACAGACCUGCAGAUCAUCUUGUCCAAGGGCCAGAUCCACACUCCGAAGCAAAUUGCUCUUGAUAAAGAUAACGAGAAGCUAUACAUAUCGGAUCGCGAGGGCCUCAGGGUUAUGCGUUGUAACCUCGAUGGAUCGGGUCUUGAGACCUUGAUCCAAACAGGAGACUACAGAACCCCUUCCGACGCUUCCGAUAGCACAAAAUGGUGCGUUGGUAUUGCUGUCUCACCUAAGCGUAAUGCUUUUUACUGGACGCAAAAGGGUCCUUCCAAGGGUGCGCAAGGGAGGAUUUUCUGUUCGCGCAUUGAGUUUGAGGGAGAGCGGCAAACGAUCUGUCUCCUUGAUCAUCUUGCAGAGCCAAUCGAUCUUGAGAUCGAUCAAGAGUCCAACACCCUCUAUUGGACAGACCGCGGAGAGUUGCCUUAUGGCAACACUUUUAACAGGGUGCAGCUAGAUGAGAGCGGACUCGGGCUAAAGAAAGAGGCAGCAGAUGAUCACACUGGCCUAAAGCAUGAGAUUCUUGUGCAGAAUUUUGAUGAGGCUAUUGGACUGGCCCGUAACCCAGAGGAUGGCAGAUGGUUCGUGUCGGACAUGGGCGGUACGGUAUGGUCAUUCGAUUCCGAUGGCGGUAACAAAUCUGUGGUUUUCCAGGACAAACGCCGGUCCUUCACCGGUAUUGCUCUUGCUAGGGAGUAA